Molecule: messenger RNA, 1062 nt
Organism: Eimeria acervulina
Lineage: Eukaryota; Apicomplexa; Conoidasida; Eucoccidiorida; Eimeriidae
Exons: 4
Coding region: 1-1062 (353 amino acids)
Source: RefSeq, a predicted model, not a curated record
AUGACCUCUGCGCUUCACUUGCGCUGCCUCGUGUCUCCAUGGGAGGCUGCAGCAACCUCCCUGCGGCGCCUACCAGCAACAGCAGCAGCAACACCGGGGCGUGCAGCAGCAGCAGCAGCAGCAGAAUCACUAGAAGCUGCAGCGGCAGCAUGCUAUUCACAGUGUCUCCCUUCCCCCUUAUCUUUUUCAACGCAGCGUCUGUCUUCGUUUGGCUGCAACACCAGUGUCGUCAGUAGCAGCAGCAGCAGCAGCCGUAGUCUGAACAAUGAAUUCCUCAGAAGCAGAAGCAACAGGAGGCGUUGGCUGGUGGAAUGCGGGUGUUAUCCUAGCAGCAGCAGCAGCAGCAGUUUGUUCUUGAGGAGCUUCCACAGCAGCAUCAGCAGCCCGACUGGCCUGGCCAGCAGCAGCACGAGCAGCAAUGUCAGGAGCAGCAACAGCGGCAUCACCAGCAGCAGCGGCAACCGCCGCCGCAUCAUAACCAGCAUGUGCCACAGCAGCAGCAGCAGCAGCAGCAGCAUGAGCAGCUGCAGCAGCCGCAUGAGCAGCACCAGAAGCAGCAGGAACAACAGCAGCAUCAGCAGCAUCAGCAUGAACAGCAGCAGCAUGAGCUACACCAGCAGCAGCAUGAGCAGCAGCAGCAGCAGCAUGAGCAGCAGCAGCACCAGCAUGAGCAGCAGCAGCAGCAGCAGUAGUUGGUGGCGAAUUGGGGGCAUUCGUUUGUACAGAACUAGAAUAAAUUGGAUGCGAGUCCGGUUUAGGGCCCGUGUUUCUUACUUCUUACGAAAAAGUUUAAAGCCUAAAAAUCACUCGAAGGUCCUCACCAGAUUCCGCUUAACUAGAUUUGGGUGGGAGAGGCUGCGUAAAGGCCGCAACGGGAAGAAGUUUAACUUAACAGCUAAACAAUUUAAACACAAAUACAGCAUUGCCUACGUCUCUCGCCACGACUUAAAGAAAUUCAAAUACCAAACCCCCGGAUAUAAACUCAGGAUACGAGACCCCCCAAUAGACACAAACCCAAACAUUCAGUCUAUUAGAAAGCAUCUGCCAGCCUACUUCGGAUAG